AAGCACAAACUCGGCAGGCGCCUCAUCAGCGCCGGCCCGGGCCGGGACCGUGCGGCGGAGCUGGCCGCCCCUCCCGCCGCUCUGCCCAGCCCGGCUGAGGGCAGCGCGGGCUCCGCGGGGCCGCCCCCGGGCCCGCCCCGCCGCCAGGUGCGCUCGGAAGUGCUGUCACGGCGAGUGGCAGCCGGGCGGGGAGGCUCCUGAGGACCGGGCUGCCAGAGCUUUCCCUCGGCGGUGCCGAGCCGGGAUCGCCGCCAUGAGCAAGAUCUCCAAGUUCUUCAAGGGGGGCGGCUCGGCCGCCAAGGGCCGCGGGGGUCCCUCGCCGCAGGAGGCGCUGGCCCGGCUGCGGGAGACGGAGGAGAUGCUCAGCAAGAAGCAGGAGUACCUGGAGACGCGGAUCGAGCGGGAGCUGGCCAUAGCCCGGCAGCACGGCACCAAGAACAAGCGAGCUGCCUUACAAGCACUGAAGAGAAAAAAGAGAUAUGAGAAACAGUUGACUCAAAUUGAUGGGACACUUUCGACCAUUGAGUUCCAGAGAGAGGCAUUGGAAAAUUCCCACACCAACACAGAAGUGCUCAAGAAUAUGGGUUAUGCUGCACAAGCUAUGAAAAAAGUACAUGAAAAUAUGGAUUUGAACAAAAUCGAUGAUUUGAUGCAAGAUAUCACUGAACAGCAAGAUGUUGCCCAGGAAAUUUCAGAUGCUAUCUCGAACCGAGCAGGCUUUGGUGAUGAGUUUGAUGAGGAUGAGUUGAUGGCAGAAUUAGAAGAACUGGAGCAAGAAGAACUGAACAAGGGAAUGAGAGAUGUCAGGUUGCCAAGUGUUCCGUCCACAUCGCUGCCUUCUCGCCCUGCAUCGACCAGGAAAAGAGCAGAGGAUGAAGAUGAAAUGAAGAAACUGGCUGCCUGGGCUUCAUAGGACCAUGGUCUUUUUAUAACACCAAACAUUACAGUGCAGAAUGUAAAGAGCUGUACUGCUGUUUUAUAACCACACUGAUUUAGUGUGGUUGCAUUUCAUACAGGCUGGGGGUUUUUAUGGCACAUCUUGCUGAGAUUAGUGUUACUGCCAUAUUACAAAACUAGCUUAAAAACCAGCAAACAAAAGAAUUAAGUAGUUGCCUAAACCUUCAGGCAUCUUUUUUUUUUGUUUUUCCCCAUCUUUGUCAAGAGAUUAGUUUUAUUAUAGGUUUUUAAUAGGUACUAUCUUACUGUUUCUGUUGGUUUGUAAAACCCGUGUGCCUCACUUAUGCUCAAAGCUGGGUUCAUUUUGAAAUGAGAAAGUUAAAUAAGUCAUCAGAGCCCUAUAACUAGAGGGUUAUUUGGUUCAGACUAUUUGAAUAUUAGCAAAACAGCUUAAUACAUGUCCUUACUUGCAAGUUCUUUGAUCCCAAGAACUAAUAACUAUUCAUUUGGACAUGAAGAUCCAAACAGUCUGCCUGGAGCAACUUACGGUGUCCUAGAUAUUAAGAGGAAGCUCUUCUGUAGGCAUAUUGAAGUGGGAUGUGUUAUUUGUUUUAUUUUAACUGGCCAAAAUGUCCCAUGCACUUCUAUAGGUCAAUUUGAAUUGUAUUUUGGAUUAUUUCUGACUUAGCUUACAGAAUUACAGUGAGCAAGGAAAGCAAAAUGUCUAGGUUCUUACAGAUUCCUGCCAAACACUACUGAUUUUCAUUAACCCAAAAAUCCAGAAGAGAUUUGACCUUCCUGUGUUCUUCUGCUCUACCUUGUCUUUUUAGGAUGAGUCUUUACUUUGUAUGAUAAUAUUCAUUCUCAUCAAAGGAAUUAACAACACAUUUUUAAUUAUACAAUUGCAAAAUAGUUUUAAUUUCUGAGCAUCUAGUUCUUUUCUCUUACUCAGUUUGUGAAUGGAAGUAAUCCAGUGUGUUGCAUUUGCAGUGCCUUUUUAAACCCUGGUUAAAAGCUGAUUCUGGGUUACUUGUAGAGUUGAUGUGUUACUGACCAGCUGACAGCAUUUUAGCAUAAGGAGCAAAUGCCACUCUUGGGUGCUGAACUACUACAUAUAUAGAGAAAUUGCUGUUCAAAUACAACCCAAAAAUUAAAUAGGCUGCUUUGUACUAACAAAGCUUUAAAUGAGUCUUAAGCUUUAUGCUAGUAGCCUGCUCUCAAUCACAGGGAAAUAGUGAAACACUGUGGAGUUCCUAGGAGUGUAGGAAGCAGAGUCCUUGAUCUAGGUUUCUUGUUUUCAAAUGUAUUUAAAUUUGUGAUGACUGAACCACCUGAGGAAUAGUCCUGGACUUGGUUUCUGUAGAUCUUCAGCAAUAGAAGACUGACCCUUUCUCCUGCAGGCUUUAGCCUGUGAUUUGCUGGGUGUUCAGCUUCAACAGGCUUCAGUAGCCUUCAGUGUAGUGGAUUUUAGGUUAAGUAUGUGCUUCUAGACAUGGCCUGCCCAGAGCCUUUCAAAUUGAGCCCCACGGAUGAAACCCAAAAUGUAUAAACCCUGUGGAGAGAUUGACUUUUUCAGAACUUUCAUUCUCUGUGGAAGAAUUGAUUUUGGAUUGUAUCCGUAUGAGAGCUGAAUCCAGCUUUGCCAGUUCAGAUAAUUUUCUUACUGGAAAAAACUAGGUGUGUUAAUUCUGUUCCAAAAUUUGGAGGUACCAAGAAAAUUGUCCCUUUUUAUUGAGAGUAGAGAAAGUUUGGAAUAAUUUAAUUUUUGUUUUAAAUACAAAAUCAAACAGGAAAAGAAAAGACAGACAGAACUUCCUUAAAUUUAUAAAUACAUGUUGAACUCUCAAGGAGUAGGAAACCAAAUACCAACAAAAUGCUACUUGGUUUUAAUGCUUGCUGAAAUUCAGCAUGAGGUGCUAGCUGAAAGCAGGAAUAUUUAGUAAAAUAGCAAACAUUCUAAGUUAUUUCAAAUCCAUUUGCUAACGUUUCUGGCUUGAAUCCUGUGUUCAGGGUGUGCAGUUUAUGCAGGUCUCUGAAUUGAGUGCAGAACAUAUUGGCACACACUGGGUGUGUGACUGUGCAAGGCUGGCAGUGUGCAUGUGGACACUUCUGGUGUUUCUAAAUAUGAGGCCGUGCCAACAUAGUCCCAUAGUUAGUUUGGAAAAGCUGGCUUCCAGCCUCUGUUCUUGGUUGAAUAAGUAGUUUAACAAUGCUUGGCUCUUAUGUAGCAUUUGGCAUAUUUGAAGUGCUCUACAACCUAAUGGGUCUCUAAGCAUCCAUUUUGAUACUAAAGUGACUUUCAGUCUGCUGUGGAAAAUGUGGAUCUGCUGUUUUUGAAUAAGAACUUUCCAAGUGAACACCCGUCAUUGGAGACAAAAAAAAUCCUGUAGAGAAGAUCUUCUUUUGCAAACCAGCAUUUCACUGCUGACCUCCAGCAAUGUUUUGGCCAAGUGUUGAUCCUGAAGAAGCUUCAGGUGUGUUCAGCUUAUUAGUCUCAGACCAAGCACUUUACAAACAAAAUUUUUGAAAGCUGAAGAAAUGAAACUGUAUAUUCAAGUGAGCUGCUCUGAAAACUUAUGUAUAGUGGCUGGUGAUCCUUAAAGACAGACUCAUGUACCAGUUCACAGGCCAGGAGGUGAGGUUGGUGAAAUUGUACUCAGAAACACUAGAGAUGUACAGAAACCAAAAUACACCAUGGACUUCUGUAACUGGAGUGUUUGUUGCCAUAUUUUUUUUGGGACACCAGUUUUCUUCAAGGGCAAAGUUGUAGGAUUUUAAUUCAGCUGAGGGAGUGGCUCUUUCCUGUGUAAAUUCAGAUAACAGUGGGACAAAUGGCUCUUUCUUUUUUGAACAUAUGCCUCUCUUCAUGCCAAGAUGGUAUUUGUUUAGUAUGUAAGCAGUCGAGAGUGAAUAGUGUCAAUGUGUUAUUGUGAAUGUACCCUAUUAACUGGAACAUGUUUUAUAGGAGGACUGUGGCAGCAGAUGGUGUACUAUAACUGACUUCCUUUCUUGUUGCUUAUUUAUUCUGAGAUUGUAUUUUUCUCCUGACAGGCUUAGACAUUUUUAACCCGGAUUGCUUUAAAAAGGGGAAAAUAUAUUAAUAAAAAGUAAAACCAAAUCAUAUAUGUAUAUAUAUACACACUGUAAAUAAAUAUUUUGGCGUCA
Molecule: messenger RNA, 4062 nt
Organism: Oenanthe melanoleuca
Lineage: Eukaryota; Metazoa; Chordata; Aves; Passeriformes; Muscicapidae
Gene: CHMP4C
Product: charged multivesicular body protein 4C
Exons: 5
Coding region: 254-913 (219 amino acids)
Biological process (GO): late endosome to vacuole transport via multivesicular body sorting pathway; vesicle budding from membrane
Cellular component (GO): multivesicular body; cytoplasmic side of plasma membrane; ESCRT III complex
Source: RefSeq, a predicted model, not a curated record